Messenger RNA from Apiotrichum porosum, 1305 nucleotides. RefSeq lists its product as uncharacterized. Lineage: Eukaryota; Fungi; Basidiomycota; Tremellomycetes; Trichosporonales; Trichosporonaceae. Gene Ontology annotation, molecular function: protein binding. The transcript is spliced from 3 exons. Bases 1 to 1305 code for a protein of 434 amino acids. The record is from RefSeq and is a predicted model, not a curated record.
AUGGCGCAGUACGCUGCUACCCCGACCCAGUCUGUGUACAUGGACGAUGGACACGGCUCGGCACGCAACUCGACACGAGCACCGCUCAUGGACCAGUCCCACUUGCGUCCCGGAAAGAGCGCCGAGCUGCUGAGCCAGGACCGCACGCUCGAGCUGUACCGUGAAAACGCAAAGAAGACAAACGACCCCGAGCUCAUUUUUGAGUUUGCAGUGUUCAUGAUCGAUGCGGCAAAGUCAAUGGUGCCUACGACGGACCCCGAGACGCCCGUCGACAUGGCCGUGGGCCGCGCGACCAACGCCACGAUUGAAAAGCGCGACGAACUCGUCAAGGAGGCCACGUCUCUGCUGCAGCGUCUCGCGUCGCGCGGAUACCCGGACGCCCAGUACUUUCUCGCCGACUGCUACGCGAACGGGAUCGGCACCACGCGUGGAAAGCAGGACUUUGACAAGGCGUUCCCCCUGUUUGCGCUUGCGGCCAAGCACGGCCACCCGGACGCGUGCUACCGUGCCGGAACCUGCUGCGAGCAUGGCUGGGGUACCAGGCGCGAGAGCGCAAAGGCCAUUGGAUACUACAAAAAGGCCGCUGUCGGUCUGCACCCUGGUGCCAUGUACCGCCUGGGCACUGCCGAGCUGAACGGCUCGCUGGGCCUGUCAAAGCGACCAAAGGAAGGUGUCAAGUGGCUGAAGCGUAGUGCCGAGCACGCUACAGAAGAGUUCCCACACGCACUGCACGAGCUGGCGCUGCUGCACGAGCGCGGCAUUGAAAACAUUGUCUUUGUCGACUUUGACUAUGCCGCCGAGCUGCUGGCGCAGGCCAGUGAGCUCGGCUAUGCUCCCUCGGCGUUCAAGCUUGGCGAGUGCUACGAGUACGGCAAGAUGGGCUGCCCCAUCGACGCGGCCCUGUCGAUCCACUACUACAACAUUGCCGCACAGCAAAACCACCGCGAGGCGUGUUUCGCGUUGACGGCAUGGUACCUCGUCGGCGCCGACGGUGUGCUCCCGCAGUCGGACACCGAGGCGUACCUGUGGGCCAAAAAGGCCGCCGACCAAGGCCUCGCAAAGGCCCAGUACGCCCUGGGCUACUUUACCGAGACGGGCGUCGGCGUCGACGCUAACCUGCCCCAGGCGAUGAAGUGGUACCGCCUCGCCGCCGACGGCGGCGACAAGCGCGCCGCCAAGCGUCUCGCAGGCGGCAUGAAUGGCUCCGCAGCACUCAACCGCCGCCACGAGGCCGAGGCGAUGAAGGACGGCAAGCCGCUCCCAGGCGGUGGUGACAAGGACAAGGACGGGUGUGUCGUCAUGUAA